This is a messenger RNA of Ochlerotatus camptorhynchus, 2096 nucleotides long. RefSeq names its product inhibitor of growth protein 3-like. Gene Ontology annotation, cellular component: NuA4 histone acetyltransferase complex. Bases 140 to 1792 code for a protein of 550 amino acids. The record is from RefSeq and is a predicted model, not a curated record. The transcript has 5 exons. NCBI's taxonomy places the organism in Eukaryota, Metazoa, Arthropoda, Insecta, Diptera, Culicidae. Gene Ontology annotation, biological process: regulation of DNA-templated transcription.
UCAAACUGCGAAAUUUCUAAAAACCAAAACACACCCAAGCAAAAGCAAGUUGGUGUAAAAUAAUUCGUGUUUUCGGUGGAAAAUCAAUCAGUUACUCACCUGUAUCCUGUGUCCGAACGUUGCUCAGCACUGCCGGAAGAUGCUGUACCUGGAGGAUUAUCUGGAAAUGAUUGAGCAUUUGCCUCAAGAACUUCGCGAUAGGUUUACAGAAAUGCGAGAAAUGGAUCUCUCCGUACAAAACAACAUCGACUCGCUGGACAAACGGGCUCGCACACUGUUCCAGCAGUGCCGCCGGGGUGAACUGGUUGGCGGCCUAGCCGAUACCGAAUUUCACUCGAUCCGCAAGGACUACUACCGGGUCCUGGAAGACUCCGACGAAAAGGUACAGCUGGCCGGCCAAAUGUACGACCUGGUGGACCGGUAUCUCCGGCGGUUGGACAGUGAGCUGUACAAGUUCAAAUGUGAACUGGAGGCGGAUCACAAUGGCAUAACGGAGAUUCUGGAGAAACGCUCUUUGGAGCUGGACUCUUCCACCAGCAAUGGUGGCCUGAAUCAGAAGGAGAAUCGCUAUUUUGACACGUUGAGUGGAAUAUCGAGUGCUAUUUCGGGGUCCACUGCGGCUCGGGUGGAAAGUCGAUACAGCAUCAAGCCAGAAAAGCGUCGGGAAAGCAGCAUUCCGGUUCCGUCUUUGGUGGGUGCUCCACCGGAAAAGCGUCAGGCGGUGGCCACUGCCAGUGGAGGGAUAGUAAGUGGACCUGUAGUUCGACCGACAACGCCGAACAUUGCUGCGGCCAGUGAACCGUUCCAUAUGCUAUCACCGGCUACUUCCGUACCGCCGAGGGCUACCGCUUCGGUGGCCUACAAUCUGCAACAGUUUGGGGCGGGUAAUGCCAUAGCGGCGGCUGCCAGCCAGGCCAUAGCCCAAACGCAGCAGAUGCAACAGGGAAGGAGGACUGCCAGUUUGAAGGCUUCCUACGAAGCUAUCCAUGGAGCCGGCGGAACCGGAACUGGGCCCCACGACUUGCUGAUCAACAACAGGGAACUGGCCGGAGCGACCCACAACGCCCUGCAGGCGGUGGAACGGGAAACCAGCAACGCCUUCUCCAAUCAGCAGAGAAGACACCAGAAGAAGAAGCUGACGGCCAAUACUUCUGCUGCAGCUACACUGUUACAAGCACACCAGAAGCAGCUGCACUCAGCCGCGCUCAAUCCUAACUUGUCGUCCUCGUCUCUAGAUCUUUUAGAGUCGCCCGUUCCGGGAGUACUGUCGGGAGUGGGAGCAGGGACCGUUGGCGGCGGAGUCGGAGGCGGAAGCGUCGCUGUUGGUGCUGGUGGUGGUGUUGGUGGUGGUGGUGGUGCUGGUGGAGGAGGCAUCGGUGGAUCGUCUGCAUCUUCCAGCAGCGGUUCCGGCAUCGGUGUCGUUGGUGGCAGCAGUGGUGGUGUUAUCGGCGGCGUCGGUGGCGGUGUGACUGGUGGUGCCAGUUCUGGAGGAUCGGCACAUACCGCCCAUCAUCCAGGUGGUCCUCCGGUGGGGCCGAACGUGGUGCUCAACGAGAACGGAAUGGUGGUGGAGCAGACGGCCGAAGGCGAGUGGACGUACGAUCCCAACGAACCGCGGUACUGCAUCUGCAAUCAGGUUUCGUACGGCGAUAUGGUGGCAUGCGACAACGAGGAUUGCCCGUUCGAGUGGUUCCACUAUCCGUGUGUGAACAUCACCUCGACGCCCAAGGGCAAGUGGUACUGUCCACAGUGCAGCAGCUCGAUGAAGCGACGGGCCUCACGGAAGAACUAACGAUAGAGCACAGCGCAUCAUGACAGAGAUGAUACGAUAAUUUAGCAAACCAUCUUUCCCGUUUAUAUAUUACCCAUACACACCCUAUGACUCAAAUCUCCUUUAGUCUGUGUGUGUGUGUGUAUUUCCACUUUUUCGGCAGAUCUAAAUCAAUUAUAGUGUCCCUAUUUCAUAAGCGUUGGCGAAGGCCGCAUGAAUCGCGUCGCCCUUCGGCUACGAUGCUACUUCCAAUUAGUAAUUAAAUAUUGCAAAAAAGUGUUUAUCAUCAUCGGUCAGAAUUUCGAACAGUAUAUACAUAACAAGC